Molecule: messenger RNA, 7104 nt
Organism: Aspergillus ochraceoroseus IBT 24754
Lineage: Eukaryota; Fungi; Ascomycota; Eurotiomycetes; Eurotiales; Aspergillaceae
Exons: 9
Coding region: 1-7104 (2367 amino acids)
Biological process (GO): fatty acid biosynthetic process; intracellular signal transduction; secondary metabolite biosynthetic process
Molecular function (GO): fatty acid synthase activity; phosphopantetheine binding; phosphatidylinositol-4,5-bisphosphate phospholipase C activity
Source: RefSeq, a predicted model, not a curated record
AUGCCUCAUCGCACGUAUAGCCCACCAGGAGAUGAUCCUAUGCUGGAGCCGAUUGCCAUCUGUGGCAUGGCUUGCCGUUUACCCGGGGGAGUCGACUCUCCCUCUUCGUUCUGGGACAUGCUCGUGAAGAAGCAAUCCGGACAGACCCCGCGAGUUCCUGAAUCCCGGUUCAAUAUCGAUGCCUAUUACCAUUCCAACCUGGAGCGUCCGGGGUCUUUCAAUGUGCCCGGGGGUUACUUCCUCGAUGGCCGGCCGGAGGACUUUGAUCCCACCGCGUUUAACAUGACCCCGAUUGAGGCUCAAUGGCUGGAUCCCCAGCAGCGAAAGAUCCUCGAGGUCGCCUACGAAUGUCUGGAAAGCGCCGGCCUUCCGCUCGAGUCGGUUGCAGGCUCCAACACCGCGGUCUUCGUGGGAUCAUUCACCUCGGAUUAUCAACAAAUGUCAAUCCGAGACCCGGACUUCCGCCACAACUACGCGGCCACCGGUGUCGACCCUGGCAUCAUCAGUAACAGGGUUGGUAACGUCUUCAACCUCAAGGGCCCCAGCUUCACCAUCAACACCGCAUGCUCGUCGUCCAUCUACGCCAUUCAUAAUGCUGCCAACGUGCUUCGUGCGCGCGACUGCGAUGCGGCCCUCGUCGCUGGCGUCAAUCUCAUCAUCACCGUCGACCAGCACAUGAACACGGCCAAAUUGGGAAUUCUAUCUCCGACUUCGACCUGCCACACCUUUGAUGCAGCUGCCGAUGGUUAUGGCCGCGCUGAAGGCGCCGGCGCCUUGUAUUUGAAGCGUCUUCAAGAUGCGAUUCGGGAUGGGGAUCCCAUCCGAGGAGUGAUUCGGGCAAGUGCCGUCAAUACCAAUGGAAAAGUAGAAGGCAUGGGAAUCACUCAUCCCAGCGGCAAAGGGCAAGAAUCUGUCGUCCGGAUGGCAUACGAGAAAGCCGGACUCAACCCGAAUGCUACUGCCUAUGCUGAACUGCAUGGAACGGGAACACCCGUAGGCGAUCCGAUUGAAGUCCGGGCCAUUGCCAGUGCGAUGAAUGAUACCCGGUCGCCAGAGAAGCCACUCCUCUUGGGUGCUGUCAAACCCAAUAUUGGCCACAGCGAGGCUGCCAGUGGCAUUUUCGCCGUCAUGAAAGCGGCCCUAAUGACGGAAGCUGGGAUGAUCCCUGGUGUUGCUCACUUCCAAAGAUUGAAUCCAGCCAUCAAGGAGCAGGAGUGGAACGUCAAGGUCAAUGUCGAUACCAACCCAUGGCCCCAGGGAUUCGCAGCCCGCCGAGCCAGCGUCUCCUCCUUUGGCUAUGGAGGCACCAACGGCCAUGUCAUCAUCGAAUCGGUUGAGUCCCUGUAUCCCUGGUAUCAGCAUGCCCGCACCAAGCACGAUGCUCCCUAUACGCGCUCCCAUGAUCGACCAUUUCUGCUGUGCUUCUCGGCCCAUGACAAGGCAACCCUCGCACGCAAUGUCGCAGCUAUCAGCAAGGUAUCCGGAGACUACUACGUGAUGGAUCUGGCAUACACCCUCAAUCUGAACCGGACUCGGUGGGGCCACCGGGCAUUUGCCAUCGCGUCGGAUGCUCAAGCUCCUGCUGCAGUGUUGUUUGAUCAUUCUGCCGUCCGCUCUGGUGUGGCUUCACCUGUGGCUACCGAGGUCGGCUUCCUCUUCACCGGCCAAGGCGCACAAUGGGCGGGAAUGGGACAGAUCGCAGCAAAGACAUUCCCCUCGUUCUUUCAGACAAUCCGGAAAUUGGAUAACGUCCUCGGGCGCCUACAUCCGGCCCCUCCCUUCCGUCUAGUCGACCUCCUCCGAGGCGAUAUCGAGACCGUCUCGCGCAACAUUCAUGAGGCGGAAAUUGCCCAGCCCUUCUGCACCGCUGUGCAGAUUGCGCUCGUAGACCUUCUCUCCGAAUGGGGUGUGACCCCCGUUGUCAGUGUGGGACACUCGUCUGGGGAAAUUGCCGCGGCUUAUGCGGCGGGUCUUCUGUCCGCUCCUGAAGCCAUGCUCGCUGCCUACUGCCGGGGUCGAGCCGUCCGCGAGCAUUCCAACCCGGGGUCGAUGCUGGCCAUCGGUCUGGGAGCCGAUGCUCUAGGCGACUAUUUGGCUCCGUAUGCGCCGGAGCAGCUGUGCAUCGCCUGCGAAAACUCCCCCAGCAGUGUCACCCUGAGUGGAAUGUCCCAUUGCAUCCAGGAGGUCAAGGAAAAGUUCGACGCCGCCAAGGUGUUUGCGCGCGAGCUCAAGACAGGGCAGGCCUACCACUCGCCCCAUAUGGCGGCAGUAGGUGCCGCCUAUGAUCCGCUGUUAGCCGGCGCUCUGACCAGUCUCAACGGCCACGAUCUGUGCUGGCGCCGUCCGCGGUCCGCCAUGAUUUCCUCAGUGACGGGCCAGCCGGUGGACAUGGCGAGGGACUCGCUUCCGCCCUCCUAUUGGAGCAACAACUUGCGCUCAAGAGUCCUGUUCAAUACGGCUGUGCACAGACUAGGAACCGACCCGGCCUUCCAGCAAGUCAAAUACCUCGUUGAAGUCGGCCCGCAUUCCGCUCUAGCGGGUCCCUUCAAGCAGAUCUGCGCGGCCAAUGCAUUCGAUCGAUUGCUCUAUGUGCCCUCGCUGGUCCGCAACAAAGACGACGCCGAUCAACUGCUCUCGGUGGCGGGUACCCUGUUCGUGGCCAGCUACCCCGUCGAUUUGGAGGCCGUGAACGCCGUCGAGCAGGAGGGAAAGAAUACAGAUCUGAGUUUUCGGAAGCCAAAGUCGCAUCGUCUUCUCGUGGAUCUGCCGCCGUACCAGUGGAACUAUGAGAAACGCCACUGGACGGAACCCCGAGCUAGCGCAGAACAGCGCAGUCUCGUCCAGCCCCGUCAUGACCUGUUGGGCCGGCAGAUCACCGGUCUAUCAACGCAGUCUCGGGUGUGGCGUAACAUUCUGCGCCAGCGCGAUCUUCCGUGGCUCAAGGAUCAUGCUCUGGGUGGUGCCGCCAUCUUCCCGGCAGCGGGCCAUAUAUCGCUGGCAGUCGAAGCUCUGCGGCAGGUGGCCGAGGCGGAAUCACGCCCAGUCGGACAGGUUCUCCUGCGCGAUGUCGAUAUCAGCACCGCUCUCGUCAUCCCGGAAACCGACACGGGAGUCGAGAUUAUCUUGCGCUUGGAGCAGCAGCAGCAGCAGCAGUCGCUGACAGGCGACAACAGCACUUCCUGGUAUGCCUUUUCCGUUGAAUCACUCUCAGAGGGCAAGUGGGUUUCCCACUCCCGCGGCAAAAUUUCCGCCGGCCCAGAGGUGACUGACAAGUACGAACACCCCGUUAUUCCUUCACUACUCACGCAGCGCGUCUCGGGCAAACGCUGGUACGAAGCUUUGCGCCGCGUGGGUUUCCAAUACGGCCCGACUUUCCAACAGCUGGGCCAGGUGCGCACCGACCGCCGAUACCAGCAUGCCGAAGCCGAGGUGCGGGUCCGGAAUCGCUCUGAUGUCGUUCAGGAUGAGUCGCGGUACGUGAUUCAUCCGGCUACCAUCGACGCAUGCCUCCAGCUUAUAAUCAUCUCCAUCCACCGCGGCAAGCACAAGGAGAUGCCCUGGGGAGUGGUGCCCAUUCGCCUCGAGGAAGUCACGCUCCGGUUCCCGAGGGACGGGGAGGGAGAAGGAUCCAUGGGCACGGCGGUGGCCUGGACCGACAGCUGUGAGGGCCGCUACUUCAACACGCACACGCAGCUGAUGGCACCGAGCGGUCGCGUGCUGGUCGAUGUCAAGAGCCUGCGCUGUGUGGCCUACGAAGCAGCCGUCCCCGCGAAUGCGGCGAGCAACGCGACCAACCCCGCUCCUUUUGCGACUAUCUCCUGGAAGCCGGACGUUCUCCGACUGCGAGCAUCGUCCUCUGCCACACUGUGGCCGAAAGAAGCAUCGGAGGCACAGGUGCUCGUGUCAUUGGUCCAGAUGAUCCAUCAUCGGCAUCCACUGACGGCCGUCCUCCUGUGCGGCAAGCAUACCCCGGACACGAUCAAUGCGGUGUCAGCGGGGCUCCCAGCGUCUUGCGCCGUAAGUACUAUCCAGCCGAAUGAGCAGCUCCUCCCGGAGAACUUUGAGAGUGGGGGGGAUCCUGCAGUUGCCUGGGCCGCGGACUUGGUGAUGGUCGAUGAAAGUGUGUUGUCGGGUAGACCGGAAGAAGUCCUUAGGCUGCCCAAGGACGGCCGAUGGCUGAUUCAGUCGCAGCCAGCUGAGAGUUUCUUCGUUAUGGAUGGUGUGGAGAACGAAAAUGCUCUCUAUCCGGUGCUCGAGGUCUCGGUUGCGGAUCCUCUCAAGGGUAACCGUCUUGUCCGGCUCUUCACCCGGGACCACGCCGGCUUGGUCGAGGCUGUUCAUGAGGAGCAACUACACCUCACAAUCUUGCAUGAGACCGGUCAGCGUGAGGAUGAGCAUCUCGUCACUCACCUGUCAGACAAGGCACAUACUGCCAAGACCACGACUAUAGAUCAGUUCACUCUGCCAGCAAACCAAGCGAAGGAAGAAGCCGUUAUUGUCGACGACCGCGAUGGUACUCUCCUCAACCGUCUGAAUAACCAGUCCUUUGAAGGUCUCCAGUCCCUGAUUCGGGCCAAUUUACCCACAGUCUGGCUGACCCGGGGCGUCCGACAAGGGGCUUGCGUCUUCGGGGGCAUGGUCCCAGGUUUCUUGCGGGUCAUCCGGUCUGAGCAGGCCUCGGCAAGAAUCGUGCUUUUGGACGUGGACCAGGAGACACAGCCCGGAGAGGUGGCAGAAGCAGUUCUGAGUGUGUUGCACGACGCCCCGACGAAGGAUUCAGGCAAGGAUACCGAGUUCUGGCUGCACAACGGGAUGAUGAAUAUUGCUCGCGUGGUUCCCAACCACCAACUGAACACGGAAUGGUCGCCCCCCGUUCCCCUCGCCUCUCGCGUUUCCGAGACCAAGCCGCUGCCCGACGGGGUUCGUCUCACAUCCUCUACCGUAGACGGGCAGCUCCGCUGGUCGUACGGCGAGCCGGAAACAUCAACCGCCCUCGGGUCGGACGAGAUUGAGAUGCAGGUUCUUGCCUCUGAGCUGCAGCAGACGACCCCCAAUGGGCCCGUAGUCGUCUCUGGCCGUGUGCUUCGCUGUGGCUCGUCCGUCCGUGCCGACGUUGCGGCGGCUGGCGAUCAAGUGCUUGGCUGGACGACGGAAUCGCUGGCCACCGUCGUCCGGACUGCUUGCUACGUCCGCUGGGAUGCUACUACCAACCAUGGCACGACGAAGCUUUUGGCGAGCGUAGCCGCGCUUUCCAAGGGGGUCAACAUGUGCAUCACCACAGCCAGGGUCGGCAGCAAUGACCGCAUUCUCGCCCUCCCUGGUCCAGUGCCCACGGUGCAUGCACUGGUCCGAUUAGGCAAGGCGUUGGGCUGGGAUGUCCGCCUCGUCGCCCGCUCGGCCGAAGAGCGACAGAAGUAUCUCAGCGAGUUUGAGAUCGACGGCGGCGGUGUCCUCCUUGCCGAUGAUAUGAACGAGAUCCGCGCCCCCCUGCGUGAAACGGACCGCCGAUGGGUUAUCCUCGCCCACGACUUUUCUCCCCUGAGCCAGGAAGUGUGGCGGCACCUUCCGGCACGCAGUGUCUUCGUCUUGAAUGACGCGCGGCUGGAGUCCGCCCUGGAUUCGGCGCCGUUUUCCCGCGGAGCGUCGUUCAUGCGAACCAGUGUCAAGACUCUGCAUGCCCCUGCGGCGUCUGCGAUCCUCCAGCAGACGCUGGAUCUCGUCCAGAAAUACCCUGCGCUGGCAGACAAUGUCGAGUCUGUGUACGAUAUCAGCGAGCUGAGUCAAUCCAGCAGCCUUCUACGCGAAAUCCCUGCGGAUAAACCCGCUGUCGUCACGUACCGCUACCAUGAGAGCCCUGUGCGGGUCACCCCCGAGCCUCCACGCCUGAGCUUCUCCCCUGACGCUAGCUACCUCCUCGUGGGCUGCCUCGGUGGUCUGGGCCGCAGCCUGACCCGCUUCAUGAUUGAACGGGGCGCAAGACACUUUGCGUUUGUCUCCCGCUCCGGUACCGACAAACCCGAGGCAGCGUAUGUAGUUGAUCUUGUCACUUCCGCGGGUGCUUCUGUGCGGGUGUUCCGGGCGGACGCCGCGUCUGAAUCCGACAUGAUCCGUAUCGUCCAGGAGGUCCAUGCCGAGCGUCCCCUCCGCGGGGUCGUCCAUGCCGCGAUGGUUCUUCGGGAUGGAGUCUUUGAGCAGAUGAACUGCGACCGGUUCCAGGCCGCGGUGAAUCCCAAGGUGCAGGGUGCCGUGAGCCUCUCCAAGGCGCUGCUGCAGGGCGGCGUUGCCGACGAUCUCGAUUUCUUUGUCAUGACCAGCUCCAUCUCGGCGACGUUGGGGAAUCCCGGUCAGAGCAACUACAGCGCGGCCAACAGUUUCCUGGAUACGUUGGCCUGGCAACAUUGGCUACAUCACCGGCCGGGCGUCGUGUCCUUGGUCCUUCCCAUGGUGCUGGACGUGGGCGUCGUCGCGGAAAACGCCGCGCUCGAGACCGCCUUGCUCCGCAAGGGGAUGUACGGGGUCGACGAGCAGGAGAUGCUCCGCGGCUUUGAAGUUGCCAUGUCCCGCCGCCACCGCCGCAAGGCGUCGUCGUUGGAAGAAGACGGGGCCGCAGACACCCAGAUUAUCCUGGGCCUGGAGCCGGCGGAAUUGGCCAAGGCGCUUGUUCACUCGUCGGACAGCCAGGCGGCCGACGCCUCCUGGUAUCCGGAUGCCCGCUUCGUCCACCUGCGAGCCGAGGUGGAGCGCAUCAUCGGCCAGACCGCAGCAUCGUCGACCUCUUCAGGGUCCGGCGGGCUCCAGAGUCUUCUGGCGAAUGUUGCUGUCGCGUCUGCCGGGCGCGACGAGAUUCUGACCGUGAUCGCACAAUUCAUCGCCCAGCGGGUCAGCCGCAUCUUGUUGAUUGCCGCGGAGGACUUUGACCUGGACGGGCCGUCCGUGGCUAGCUACGGGCUAGACAGUAUGAUCGGCGCUGAGAUGCGGAACUGGCUGUUCAAGGAGUUCGGGCUGGAGGUCUCCUUUCAGGAGUUGCUGUCCGCGUCCUUGACGUUCAAGGGGUUGGCGGAGAUGGUGGCCGUGCAGCAGGGGGUUGUUCUCCCUGGGAAGUGA